AUGAGCAAUUGUCUCGCAUGUACGGACCCGAUUCCCAAAUGCCAAUGCCCCGCCGGCGUCGCGUGCUUCCAAUCCCAACGCAACUGCACCACCUGCCCUAGGAACAUCUGUGCCAGCUCGUCCUCGCCGAGCGGUUCGUCUGGCCAGAACCUCGGCAGUACGAUCGGCGGCGCCGUAGGAGGAGUCGCGGGCAUCAUCGUUGCUUUGGGACUACUCUACUUCCUAUGGUGGAAGCCGAGGGGUUUGGAGGCUUCGAGGAGGAGGUAUUCGAAACAUAUCACGAAUCGACAGUCCAAGACGCCUCCGCCGCCGGCGACGAGCGAGAGAAGGAGUGCCAACGCCGAUGCGAUUGCCAAACGUACUUCGAUACAUCUUAGGAUGGACGGUACACCGGAGAUUCUUGAGUUUGGGGCUCGCAGGCGUAGCAGUCCUAACAACACCGUCUCGUUUGUAGGUCGUCAAGUUGGCGACUCGACACGAGCACUGGGAGGUCAUUCGAGGGCGUCGCUCGAGGUGAGUGUGCUUGCCUCGCUGUGCAGUGAGGGUUGUUUUUUGUUUUUUUUGACUCGCUCUUCCAUCGUUGUAGAGCGAGAACCCGUUCGCCGAUCACGACAGAUCUUCGAUCGGAUCGUUCGACUCCGACAACCACGAUGCCAGGUCGACACGGACAUCGGACUUUUCGUUCCGCUCCUCGCAAUCGACCAACAUUAUCCCGAUCGCAUACAUCCCUCCUCACUCCAACUCGAUGGCCAUCGACGAUGCUAAUCGAGGUGCGUUCGGCGAAGUCCUGUCCGACGACACGAGGCGAGAAUCUUUACGCCCUGCCGCGGUCCGAAACUCGAUGCCCCUCAGCAUGGCCAGCCGCGACUCGUUGUCCUUUGUCAACUCGGAUCUCAUCGACCUGCACCCUCUGCCGCCGGUGCUGAGCGCCGAGAAGCUUUCUGCUUCGAAUGUGACCGCACCUGGUGGGGCACCUGUUCGCCCACCUCGAUCGCCUGGUCUCGACCUCAAGCUGCCGAGCAUCGCGCAGCCUACAGCACCGACGCUCACAUCGCCGCAUGCGAGCACGCUAGGAAUGCGUCCUACUUCCGCUCUCCUAUCCCCGCCGGGCGCUUCUUCGCGCAGCAGCUUCAGUGGUGGUUUCACCAACACCAGUCCGACCUCGUCCCGAGGCAUGUCGGUCUUGUUGGAACGCUCGCCCGCGGGUAUCCUUAGUAUGCCCGCUGGCUCGCACCUGUCGACCAUUUCGAGCAUUUCAACCUCGACGACGCAAACGAGGAGCUCGACCAUGUCGUACAUUCUCGAUCCGCCGCAAAUAAUCACACCCGUCAAUGCUCAAGGCGUGCGUCGCGUAGAGGUCCUCGGGCGUGGUCAAGCCGGAUUGGUCAAACUGCAAGGAAGCGCCGCUCCAGCAAGCUCGCCUACUCCCAGCAGUUCUUUUGGGUCGCCUGGGACAACCCCAACACCCAAGGUCACGGCAACAAUGCAGGGCCAGCGCGCUGCUGCUUUCGCCGUCGCUUCGAACGAGCAGAAACCGUUCGCGGAUGCGAGUCAAGCGUCGACAAUUGCACGAGAAAACGAUCAGAGGCGGUCAUUGGAGGACUCGCUUUUGGACCAACGCGACCCUGUCAUUCGACGCGACUCGCUCUCAACCAUCACGGAUGGGUCGGACGAGUCCGCCGGAGGUGUGGGCUCCUCUUCGCCUCGCUGGACUGCAUCAUCGAUUCAACUCGGCGGUGCAGGUGAUCGCGGGUCGGCGCAUUCGAUCCAAUUUGACGCCGAACCGCCUUCACCUGGAUACAACCGCUCGCUGCACCCACCUUUGUCAAUAGCUUCGUCCACAGGUCUGGGUAUCCCAUCGAGUGCUCACAAUUUGGCUUACUCGGAUAUCGAUGGGGACGGGGAGACGGGAUCGAGAUCGCGACCACUGACGGGUGGUUCGCAAUGGGUUAGCGCGGCCUCGGCCUCGGCUUCAGGUCGCCACGCCUCGACCACAUCGGUCGUCUCAAACUCUUCACCUCGAUCUUCGUCUAGCCCGUCGAUGCUGGACGCCGUCACCUUUUUGACACCCGCAGCGAGUCUUUCCUCCCCGAGCAUUUUGAGCGACACCCCUUCGUCGGCACAAGGCUCAAGGCUUUCUCAGACCCCUUCGUUCCCUAUGCCUCCUCAACGACCGGUCAGCACGCUGCGAGCGGCACAAUCUUCAUCACAAGGUGAAAGUGACGCGGAUGCUGCUUACUCGGGCCCAUUGGCGGUUAUCGACGUCACCUCUCCUUCAUCGGAUGGAUCCGCCCACGGAUCCCCCGAUCCUGAAUCGCCCCUGCCAGCACCUUUCUUGCCCUUCGCAGGCCAACGCCCGACCUCGUCCGCUUCCCUCGCCGCGACGUCGGACGUAGAUGGUGGUAGAGCAGGCAAGCCACGUGUUGAGAGUCAAGCCAUUUCCAUCCGCAGUGGAUUCUCCAGUGGACUCAGUCAAAUCCCCUUCACCCUCGACGGUGGAUUGCGUGACUCGAUGCUCUUGAGCGAUCGAGGGAGCGUCAUCAGUCUCGGUGUCGAGUCCGCUCAAGGUGACGUCGACGACGAAGAAGAGUAUGUUCGGAGUGGGCAACCUUCCCUCGCCGAUCGUACGAGCAAGAUGUCAUACCUCAGCGCAGCAACGAAUGACGAAGGCGACGUAUUCGCCGAUGGGACCGGUCGACCCAGCAGUUUCGCCAGUUCGAUGGGCGACUCGAGUUACACUGGUGAUGACUCUAUGAAUGAGGAUGUCGUAGUCAUGCAAGCUGAGAUGUUGCCCUUGCAUCGCUCGACGUCGAUGAGGAAAACCUACUCGAAUGCGAUGACGGGGAGCUCGUUGAGGCAUGAGGCAGUGCCGAACACGGAUGGGGAUGACGAGUCAAACCCUUUCGGUGAACAUGCCGAGGUGUUGACUACGACCAGUGGUAGUGCGGAUGCACGAGCGUCGAUGGAUUCGUUGGUGCUGAGUGCGGCGCUGUCGAGGAACUUUGAGGAUCUGCAUGGUGCUUGA
Microbotryum saponariae is the source of this 3025-nucleotide messenger RNA. Lineage: Eukaryota; Fungi; Basidiomycota; Microbotryomycetes; Microbotryales; Microbotryaceae. The record is from the annotation of a GenBank genome assembly.